CCUUCCUUCCUGCGCGUCUUGUGCGCUUCUCCGCUCUCCUCACGUCUUUACGCACGCAUCUGUCCCCGAACCCCAAACCCGACCGGACUAAACCCGACACCGGACCCGAGACCGGACCCUGGACUAACCCCUGACCCGGGUCUCACGGGACCAGACCCGGAUCCGGACCAGAACCGAGCCGAGGAGCGGAGCGGAGGGAGAAUGCGGCAGGAGUAGCGGCGCUGUAACGGUGUGCGUGGCUCUGGGAGGGCAUCAGGAGUAAUCGUCUGUGUGCAUGGCUCUGCAGCGCCGCCUGCUGGUGGGGCUGGGGACGGCCUUCUCGCUCUUCCUCGUCUACCUGCUGUGCGUGCGCCUGGAGUCUCCGUUCAGCAUCGACCCCGUCAUCCACAGCCAAUCAGAGACCAGCAGUUUCGCGAGAGAUUCUGCAGACUUUCCCUCCAAAUCGGCUCCGGAACCUUCUCUAGAGCUUCAGAAUGAAACGAACAAGGAGACAAAGGGGGAGACGAGGAAAGGAGACGAGGUCGCAGGAUCUCAGGAUGGAGCUCACGUCGGCGCUGAAGACCUCAAUACUGCAAAGGCAAAGGACAAAAGUACUGCAAAGAAUAGUACUGCAAAAAAUACUGCACUAAAGCCAACCACUCCUGCAGUCGCCAUUCCAGCAAAGGCCAGAACGACCACUAAACCAGGACCUAAACCAGGACCUAAACCUGAACCUAAACCUGAACCUAAACCUGAACCUAAACCUGAACCUAAACCCACGGAGCCCUCGUUUAUUGGAGACUCGUACUACACCGAAAAGCGCCCUCUUCCGACGGACUGCCCCCUCAGUCUUCGUAAACGGGUUCCACACUCGGAGUCUGAGUCCCGGUUUAACUUUGAUGUCCCGGUUCUGCAGUGGUUCAAGCACCUGAGUCCAGAUCAGUACCAGAGACUCCGACAGUAUCCAGGCGCCCACGGCUGGGGCGGAGUCACCUACGAGACCCUCAACGAGACCCUGUCCGUUCUGGACGUCCCGGGCUCUGGUCUUCUUUUUGACGAUGUCCCGUCGCACCUGAACGGCUCACGGUGCAUUCGCUGCGCCGUCGUCGGAAACGGAGGAAUCCUCAACGACUCCAGGAAAGGACAAGAGAUCGACCAGCACCACUACGUGUUCAGGACUAAUGGAGCGAUCAUCAAAGGUUUUGAGAAGGACGUUGGCUCCAGGACGACUCACUACACGUUCUCCACAAACACCCUGAGGAACUCACUGAGGAGCUACAGCUCAGCAGGAUACAACCGCCCACCACAGAGCCAGGAGACUCAUUACGUUUUCCUCCCGGACCACGACAGGGACUAUCUGCUCAUGAAGGCAGCAGCCACACACUCCAGAGUCCAGACGGGCGCAGAUCGCAACGUAGAUCCGGCCCAGUUAUUUGGUUCUGACGUAACGAAGGAGAAGCUCAAGAUCUACCACCCAGACUUCGUCCGAUACCUCCGGAACAGGUUCCUUCGAUCGAACACUAUGAAAACCAAAUACAGAAACAUUUACAGACCCUCCACCGGAGCCGUGAUGCUACUGGCUGCUCUGCACUCAUGUGACCAGGUGAGUGCGUACGGCUUCAUGACUCCGGACUUCAGGAAAUACUCGGAUCAUUACUUCGACAAAAAGUUCCACGGUGUUGGAUUCUUCGCAAACCACGACCUGCGUCUGGAGAUGUUGCUAUGGCAACAGCUGCACAAGGACGGCCUCAUACAACUGUACAUGCGCCCAGACCAGGAAGCGGGCCAAAACAAGGUCUAAACCAGGUCUAAACCAGGUUCCAGGUUCUAAACCAGGACUGUCAACCACACAAUGUCUGAGCCUCUUUUUGAACCGCACGUGCACCAAGAACCAGGUCUAAACCAGAACUAGACCAGGUCCGAUCCAAGUCUGGACAAGUCCCAGCUCAAGACCAAAGACUGGAGAAUGUUUUAGUCCGGUCCGGGUCCAGUCCAGGUUUACUCCAGGUUUAGUCCAUGUAGCAUUUAGCCCGUUGGCUUCGUGUUUAUUUCCACUCUUUUUAAUUUAUUAUUUUAUUUAAGUGCGACUUCACAAAUCUCGCAGAAAGCCACUAAGAUGACGUCAUUGUGCCUUUUGUUUGUUUUAUAUUCAGAGUCUAAAAUAAAACUGUAAAAGUUUCAGAUGACAAUCGGCUCUGAAAUACUGUGACUUUUGUUUUUUGAUGAAGGAUUUCAGUCCCAGACACAUUUCUUUCUGGUUUGUUUAGUUUAAAGAUACAUAAAUAUUGUUUAGUUUAAGAAGAAUGAGAGAAAAGUCUGUUUUCUGUAAAUAAAUGUUUAAUUUUUUCUGUUUAAAGCUUUUAUGAGCACAAGUGUAUUUAGACUCAUGAGAUUACAGUGGGACUAAACUGGAAAUAUUGUAAACAAAACUGAUUUAGUCCUGGUUUAGUCCUGGUUUAGUCCUGGUUUAGACCUGGUUUAGACCUGGUUUAGUCCUGGUUUAGACCUGGUUUAGUCCUGGUUUAGACCUGGUUUAGACCUGGUUUAGUCCUGGUUUAGACCUGGUUCUUGGUCUUAAGUCCCGCUCAGAUCUUGUUCCUCUAAAUGUCAGUGGAACAGUUGACUGUAAGAUGAGCUCAUAAAGACCCCAUUAAGACCUGGGUCCGGUCCGGUUUAGUCCCGGUUUAGUUCUGGUCUCUUGAGAGAAACCGGAGUCAAGUCUAAACAAUACAGAGACCAGACGGAAAGGCCAGGACUAAACCAGGUCUGAACCAGGACUGAUACAGGUUUAAAGGAGAACUAAACCAGGACUAGACCAGGAUUGUACCAAUGGACCAACCUGGACCACGACCAAAAACAGAAGAAUGGUUCGGUCCAGGUUCAGUCCAGGUAUGAAAUGUCUGAAACCAGGACUAGACCAGGACCAGACCAGAGCUAAACCAGGACUAAACCAGGACUGUACCAAUGGACCAAACUGGACCAUGACCAAAGACUGAAGAAUGGUUCAGUCCAGGUUCAGUCCAGGCUCAGUCCAGGUCUAUAAAGUCUGAAACCAGGACUACACCAGGACUAAACCAGGACUCUACCAAUGGACCACACUGGACCACAACCAAAGACCGAAGAAUGGUUCAGUCCAGGUUUAGUCCAGGUCUGAUCCAGGUCUGAAAAGUCUAAAACCAGGAUUAGACCAAGACUAGACCAGGACUACAUUAGGACUAGACCGGGACUAGACCAACGAACCAAACUGGACCACGACCAAAGACCAAAGAAUGGUUCAGUCCAGGCUCAGUCCAGGCUCAGUCCAGGCUCAGUCCAGGCUCAGUCCAGGCUCAGUCCAGGUCUGAAAAGUCUAAAACCAGGGCUAGACCAAGACUAGACCAGGACUACAUUAGGACUAAACCAUUACUGUACCAAUGGACCAAACUGGACCACGACAAAAGACCGAAGAAUGGUUCAGUCCAGGUUCAAUUCGGUCCAGUUUUGAACCAGGACUAGACCAGGACUAGACCAGGACUAGACCAGGACUAGACCAGGACUAAACCAGGACUAGACCAGGACUAGACUGUGUCCAGACCGUGUCCAGGUCUGUGCUCCUGGUCUGGUUCUUUCCUUGUGUAAAGUGCCUUGUGUGUUUUUCUCUUUUUGGGACAAGUUUUGGACCCAGAUGGUGAAAUUCUUGCCACGUUUUGGUCGUUUUUGGGCCUUUUAUUAUUAUUAUUAUUAUUAUUAUUUAUUUAAACUGUUCAAAUGAAAUGAAACCACUCCAGCUCCGGCCUCGGGAUUUGUGAAGCACCAAAGACGAUUCAGGGACAAAUCUCACUUCAGUGGUUUUUGUAUUUUGGGGAAAAAAGUGCAAUUAGUAAAUGUUUUUCUAAUCAAAAUAUAAAAGUGUGAUUGUAAAAGUGUUUGUGACUCGUUUGUGCGACAACAAAAUAAACCACAGAGAUUUAAGAUUUA
Molecule: messenger RNA, 3936 nt
Organism: Boleophthalmus pectinirostris (great blue-spotted mudskipper)
Lineage: Eukaryota; Metazoa; Chordata; Actinopteri; Gobiiformes; Gobiidae
Gene: st6galnac
Product: ST6 (alpha-N-acetyl-neuraminyl-2,3-beta-galactosyl-1,3)-N-acetylgalactosaminide alpha-2,6-sialyltransferase
Molecular function (GO): sialyltransferase activity
Source: RefSeq, a predicted model, not a curated record